This is a messenger RNA of Alternaria ventricosa, 1224 nucleotides long. RefSeq lists its product as uncharacterized. Gene Ontology annotation, molecular function: aspartic-type endopeptidase activity. The transcript is spliced from 3 exons. The record is from RefSeq and is a predicted model, not a curated record. NCBI's taxonomy places the organism in Eukaryota, Fungi, Ascomycota, Dothideomycetes, Pleosporales, Pleosporaceae. Gene Ontology annotation, biological process: proteolysis. Bases 1 to 1224 code for a protein of 407 amino acids.
AUGCCUUCAUUCGCCCACCUCACGGCGGCGCUCGCGUUUGCCAGCACUGUUGUUGCCACUCCCGUUCUGCACAAGGGAAACUCCUUCUCGGUCGAGCAAGUUCCUCGCUCUACCUACCUGAAGAACGGACCCGAGCAGAAGAUCAAGGCCCUCCGCAAGCACGGCAAGGCUGUUCCCCAAAGCCUUGUUGAGGCUGCACAGAACAGGGCUAGCAACACUGUUGUUGCCGCUGCUGCUGCCAGUGGAUCAGUGCCUGCCGCUCCCAAUGACGCAUAUGACUCGGCAUACCUGAGCCCGGUCACUAUUGGCAGCACCACUGUCCACCUUGACUUCGACACCGGAAGCGCUGACUUGUGGGUCUUCUCGUCUCUCCAGGCCAGCUCCCAGACCGCCGGCCACGACUACUACAAGGUCGAUGCCUCCAAGGUCAAGAGCGGCUACUCCUGGAAGAUCUCCUACGGCGAUGGCUCCGGUGCCUCCGGCAAGGUCUACGCCGACAAGGUCACCGUCGGCGGCGUGACAGCCACGAGCCAAGCGGUCGAGGCUGCCACCUCCGUCUCCGCGCAAUUUUCACAAGACGUCGACACGGACGGUCUGCUCGGCCUGGCCAUGUCCACCAUCAACACAGUACAACCCCAGCAGCAAAAGACCUUCUUCGACACCGUCAAGUCGCAGCUCGCGUCGCCUCUCUUCGCCGUCCAACUCAAGUACCACGCCGCCGGCACCUACGACUUCGGCUACAUCGACAAGAGCAAGUACACCGGCCCCAUCACCUACGUCAACGCCGACGACAGCCAAGGUUUCUGGGGCUUCAGCGCCUCCGCCUACAGCGUCGGCACCACCACCACCACCAAGACCGUCUCCGGUAUCCUCGACACCGGCACAACCCUCAUCUACACCGACCCCGCCAUCGUCAAGGCCUACUACGCCAAGGUCAGUGGAGCCAAGAACGAUGCUACACAGGGUGGUUACAUCUUCCCCUGCACUGCUACCCUCCCUGAUUUCUCCAUCACCGUCGGUGGCGUCAAGCAGACUGUUCCUGGUAAAUACGUCAACUACGCCCCUCUCGAUGAUGGUACUGGUGCUUGCUUCGGUGGUAUCCAGACUGAUGACGGUAUUGGCUUUAGCAUCUUCGGUGACAUCUUCCUUAAGAGCAAGUACAUUGUUCACGAGAUGGGUAGCUCUGGACCUAGACUGGGUUUCGCGCAGCAGGCUGGUAUUUAG